UCCGCUGACACAGCUACAGUUCGCUCGGUAACUUUAUCUCUUGACUAUUAGGCACCCAGUUUGAAAAUGGCAACAGACGAGCUCUCGUCCAAGCUCAGCCGUCGGCUUCAGAUCGAAGAAGGAGCCGAGGAUCCUGUUGCUGUAGACGUCGUCGGACACCAGAAUGGUUCGGAAGAGAAACCGAGUACGGCCAACGCAGACUCGGAGCUGGGUGCUAAACUGACGCGGCGAGGAGAGCUGAACGAGGGGCUCGGUGAGCAAUUCCAGCCCAGCAUGAAGGUCUUCAACCCGUACACCGAGUUCAAAGAAUUCUCCCGGAACCAGAUAAAGGACAUGGAAAAGCUGUUCAAAACGUAUGAUGCUGGGAAAGACAACUAUAUUGACCUGAUGGAGCUGAAGCUGAUGAUGGAGAAGCUCGGAGCUCCACAGACACACAUUGGUUUGAAGAACAUGAUCAAGGAGGUGGAUGAGGACCUGGACAACAAGUUGAGCUUCAGAGAGUUCCUACUCAUCUUUAGGAAGGCAGCAGCAGGAGAGCUGGCAGAGGACAGCGGCCUCAGUGUCCUCGCUCGCCUCUCUGAAAUCGAUGUCUCCACAGAGGGGGUCAAAGGAGCCAAGACCUUCUUUGAAGCCAAGGUCCAGGCCAUCAGUGAGACCAACCGUUUUGAGGCAGAGAUCCGCCAGGAGCAGGAGGCCAAGAAGAAGCAGGCCGAGGAGCAGAAACAGAGACGCACUGCUUUCAAAGACCUGCAGUCAGCCUUCAAGUGAGCGUAUUUCUCUCCUCCCAGGACCUGUCACCCUCUGUGCUGCACCAAUGCUGCCAAUUUGUAAAUCUGUGUGUUUGAAUGUUCCAUGUUUGGCAGAUAGUGUUAGUCCCAAGUCAAACAGAGGCACAAAGUCCCACACAUGCUGGUCACUCGUCUACGAUAUAAUGGACUGGGUACAUCAUGAAAAAUCAGCGCUGCUUAUUGAUUCAUCUGCCUAUACUUGGCCGUUCAUUUAGCUUGGUAGCUCAGUAACAUUCUCAAACAUUGACAUUACAUGUUCAAUUUCUAGAUAAGUUUAGGCGCAACUUCAGCCGGAUUGUCGGUAUAGCAGUUUGCACUGAGCUAAAUGAUUUCAAUGGCUGUAACUCAUCACUGUGUUCUUGACAUCAGAGAGACACUUUUACCCUAAUGUCUACUCUGUGGCACUCCACAGUGUUGACACAGAGGUCUCCAGCAAAAAAAGGGUUGAAAUGAUUGUUGGCGGAUAAUUUUCCAAAGUAUAGAAAUCAUACCAUAGUAUAAUAAAAAAAGUGUUUUGGUGUCUAAUAAACCUUCAAACUUAUGGGUGUGUAACUCCAGACAGCCUUCCUAAAUCAUAUAAAAUUGUCUCACCUGUAGCUGAUACAAAAGGCAAACACCAAGCCACAGCCAAAUAGUGUGGACAGUUUUCAGUUUGGCACAAAUCUGUAAACUGUGGCUAAAAUCACUUAGUGUCCACUUCUUAAUAUUAAUGUAGACUAGUAAUGAGAGCACUUGUUCCACUGCUUUGACCCUGUAUGUCUGCUUGUUUGAGCUUUAUUUGACACUUUGUAGACAUGCAAGCCAUCUUUCACACAAAAUUAAGUUAGUUUUCAAUAUUAAACAAAAAGCUGAGCUCUACAUUUUCACCGUCAACUCUGUAUUGUUGUACAAUGGGGUCUGGUGGGUAUUGAGUAUAUUCUGUUAUCUGGUUUGCAUUGGUUGUGGUGUUGGUCAUUCUGAAGCACAAAUAUGUAGUUUUUGUUGCUGUUUUUUUAAACGUUCUUUAAUUUCUGGGUCCAGCCAUUACUCUUAUCCUCUCAGCUCUGCUAACAUUUUAUUCACAUACUUCAGUGCUGAGAUCUGGGGGCUGAGAUCUGGGGAUUUAGUGACUUUGCACCGACCACAUGAGCCAUCAGACAGUUUGAAACUAUCAAAAUCAUGUAAAUCAAAAGGAGAAUAACUUUAUUUAUUUUGAUUUGUUAUCAAGCACACAUACAAACAUUAAAUACAAAUAACAUGAAAUAAAUAAAAAUUUGCUACAUGUAAGGGUGUGGUAGAUAACUAUAACAGCUUAUAAUAUCAUCUAAAUCAAGACAUAGUAGAUUUAACUUUGAUUUAACAUAGUAGAUUCAAAAUGUUCUUCCUGUCUUUAAAACACAAAGAUCCUGAUGAUUGUUUGGUGGAUUAGCUCAUGGAUGAACAAUAUCAACCCUAAGUAAUUAAGAUGUUACUACAGUAUUACCCUUCAGAUAAGUAAUAUACGAUAAUAGAUUAAAAAAAAACAGCAACUCAACCUCAACUUUAUCCAUAAUUAUUCCUUUUCUGACAUUGAAUCCCAAAUGUUUCCUUAUAGUACUUCUUCCAUGUUUUGGUGUUAUGAUUCCUUGUUCAGUUUGGCUCAGUUACUGACUGGGCGAGAAUGACAGUGCCUUUUUUUUGAUGGCAGUCUCCAUCUUGGUAGUGACCACAGUAAUCUAAAAAAUGGGUGAAGAAGUGGAUGUUGCUGUGAAUAAAGCCAGGUUGCUUAAACAAGCCCAUCUAGUUUGGAAGCUACCAACUAGCUUAGGCUAAGUUGGCUAACAAGCUAGGCAAUCUGCUACUGUGUACUAGCAGGCCCACGUUAACCCUGUGGUCUCAUGCCCCCCAGUUGUCAGUUGGUCCCUUUGCUAACAUAUAAAUAAGAUAUUACUAAGGUUAAAAAAUUUCAAUCACCAGAAAAACUGGAGCAUCGAUCAAUCAAUUGUAUUGUCAAAUGAAAUAAUACAAGGUAGCGUUACAUCUUCAGCAAUCCCUUCAGCUCCUUUUUUUGUCAAGUUUCAGGGACAUUACAGUUACAGACUACUAAUAAUAACAGCAGCAAUGAAUAUAGUAGAAUUAUAAUAAAGAUAUAGGUAAUAGUAAUGAGUAAUAUUAAUAAUGGUAGUAGAAGUGGGUGUCAACAGGGCCAUGCAGGAGGCACGACCACGGUCCAGAUAUAACCUCGAUUCAUGGAAACCCGGAGGCAAGAAAGCACAAGGACUCCAGGGAAGAUGCAAAGUCAGUAAUACUAGGUAGUCCCCCGGCAGUUUAGGCCUAUAGCAGCAUAUCUAAGGGCUAGAUUACAUCAAACCUGAGCCUGCCCUAACUAUAAGUUAUCAAAAAGGAAAGUCUUAAGCCUGCUCUUAAAAGUGGUGAGUGUGUCUGCCCCCCCGACUGGAAACUUGGAAGUUGGUUCCACAGAAAAGGAGCUUUGGCUCCCAUCCUACUCUUUGAUACUCUAGGAACCACAAGUAUCCCUGCAUUCAGGAAGCGCAGCUCUCUAGUUGGGAAAUAUGGAACUAUAAAUAUAAACUAUAAGACAGUAAGCCAAUUAGACCUUUGUUGGUGAGAAGGAUUUUAAAUUCUAUUCUUGAUUUAACAGGGAGCCAGUGCAGAGAAGCUAAUACAGGACUAAUAUGAUCUCUUUUCUUAGUUUUUGUUAGAACACGUGCUGCAGCAUUCUGGAUCAACUGGAGAGAUUUAAGAGACUUAUUAGAGCAGCCUGAUAAUAAGGAAUUGCAGUAAUCUAGUCUAGAGGUAACAAAUGCAUGAACUAGUUUUUAUACAUCACUUUGAGACAGGAUUUGCCUGAUUUUUAAAAUGUUACGUAAGUGAAAAAAGGCUGUCCUUGAAAUUUGAAUGACUUUGGUUUUCAUCGAGCUUUCAUUGUUUACAUAUACAAACUGAGAUUGGUCAGAUAAAUACGACUUAAACCAAGUGCGGUUCCUUUAAUGCCAAUUAGAUGCUCCAGUCUCUGUAAUAAGAUUUGAUGGUCAAUGGUGUUCAAUGCAGCACUAAGGUCCUAAGUCCUUUAUCUGAUGCAAUUAGAAGGUCAUUGGUAAUUUUCACCAGUGCUGUGUCCGUGCUAUAAUGUUCUCUAAAUCCUGACUGAAAAUCCUCAAAUAUACUAUUGUUAUGUAGAAAGUCACACAGCUGAUUUACGACUGCUUUCUCGAGGAUCUUAGAGAAGAAGGGAAGGUGGGUCUAUAGUAAUAGGUCUAUAGUUAACCAACACCUGUGGAUCAAGAGUGGGUUUAAUUGCAGCUACUUUGAAGGACCGUGGUGCAUGGCCUGUUAGUUAAGACAGAUUGUCUAGAAUAUCUAGUAAGGAGGUGCUGAAGAGAAAUGCUGCUCUGGCAUUACGGAGGGCCUUAUCAUAUAUUUUAAGACCAUCUCGCCAGACUAACCGCGAUUCUUCCAAAUUGGUGGAACGCUAUAUCCUUUCAAGUUUUCGUAUUCCAUAAAUGUUUGCUCUGGAGCCAUUUUGUAAUAUUCAAGAAACUUUUGGUUAGAACUGUGUCCAACAAUAUGUAAGCUCCCAUAGUGUUGAGUAUUGUCAUAGUAUUUUUACGGCACAUGCCAAAACUUCACUGCACAAUAGGCCUUUAAGGGCUUUAAACCAUUCAGUACAACCCUAACACAAUUAUGAAAUUAAUGACUUCUGAGGGAAAUGUCUUGCAGGAUGUCCUCACUUCGCCCUCAUUUCAUGGACAUUUCCCACUGACCAAUAGUUGUCUCUCAUCUUGGUGUUGGAGUUUGAUUUAAUCAUAAUAGAUUACUUCUAUAAAUUAUAUCUAAAUGUUUGAGUAUACCUAAAUGUUUGAAACGUACAUGACAUAUGCAUACUGAAAUUAGUGUGAAUAUAAAGAGGUUUGAAUGGUUUAAGAUAUAACCUGUUUGACUUAUUUAACCUAUUUUUACUUAUACUUUUUUAACUCACAGCCUUGCAACCUGAAGAGAAUGCAAGUCACUGUAGGCAUUAAACAAGACAGAAAGAUGUUAUUUAAGUAAAGGUGGUUGAACGAGGGAAAACUUGGCGCACCUGCAGAUCAAAAGAAACGGAGAAGAGCUUGAAGAUCAAAAAGGCAGUGACACUAUAUAAGACUGUGUCAAGGACAGAAUAAAUCAGUUCAUUCUCCGAGGAGUCAACUCGGGUUGAAUUCUUUGUUUGUAGAGUGAACUUUGUUGCAUCGAACUCUGUCUGUUUCUAGUGCUUCUUCGAUCAUCAUCGGGACUCCAAUAGGUAUUUAGUAUAGAAUAAGUAAAGAGUUGGAGCAGUAAUUUAGGCUUCAUCAACGGGCCCAGUCCGAACAUCUGUUACCAGACAUUGGGCUGGCAGAUCAGAAGUUUUUUUCCUCCCCCUCCACCUGUUUCCUUCUUUUUCUUCUGGUCUGUUAUUCUUUUUUUUCAUCAACUUUAAUGUCAAACCUUUUAAUUUAUUAACCUUAGCCACAGUCCACAAAGCUCAAGCUUUUUAUUUUUUGAUCAUCAUCAACCCCGUGGAAACUCUUAGGAAAGUCUGCCUUUUCUGCCAUCCACCUCUGGCACUAUUGUCUAAAGUUCUUCAGUAGAUGUUUUUUUUUUUCAAUGCUUCUCUUUUAAAACAACUUCCUACUUUCUCCAUGACAAACCUCUAGGCAAUAAUGUUUCAUUAUUUAGAGAAAUAUGGGAGUGGCAGUAUGUUGUUUAUGCUUUUGAAAUUUCCUCAAAGUUCAUUUUUGGUUGUUGAAUUCCUUAUUGGGUUUUGCAACUUCAUCAGUGCACUGGGACAAUAUAUGGGCAUUCCAGGGUUUGGUUAGGGUCAGGGUUCAAACAGUCCUUGUGGAAAGUGAAGGCUGGUCAGUGAGUAGAUGUGAGUUGGGGUUUUGUCAGAUCUAUCAUAUGUUUUUCCUGCAGUGUAUUAAAACCACAAUUGCGCUAAAUUUGUUUCAGUUUUAACCGCCUCUACAGAGAUCUGUUCAAAAAAACUUUGUCAUUUCCUCCUGAAACGACACUGCUAGCAAUAAUAUUGGGAUUUUUGUGCUGACCUGUGCAACGUUAUAUUCGGUUCUGAUUUCUCCAAUUUCCUAAAUAUUCCAAAGAAAAACCAUUACUUUUGUUAUGAAAAAAAAAUGAAUGAGCCCUAAUAGAAAUCUCCCUUGGUGUUUUCCUGGUGGUUCUGUAUUGAUCAUAUCCAGGACUAUGCUAUCACUGUAUGUAGUGGAUGAGUAACAGAAAACAAAAGUUUCAUUGAUUUGAAAUGAAAUUCCUUUAAACAUGACCAAAUUAGUGAUGGAGAAUAGAGACUCAUGUACACAUAGAGGAGUCCAUACAUUGUUAUCUCUCUACUGAAUUCUCCUCCCACUUCAUUCCUUCAUGUCCUUAUUGUUACCAGAAAAAGGGCCAAAUGUUUAAACUACUGUCAUAAUGGCCAGUCCAGUUGAGCUUCACUCAACUGUGAAGGGAAAUGAUAUGGACAUUGUCAUUUAGAGACCCGGUGACCACUGUAAGCAUUUGCUUUUCAUUGUUAUUGGCACAGCAUUCCAUUGUACUGCUUUCACAAACCUUCUAGACUAAAGUCCAUCAGUGAUAUGGAUUCAUUUUUCUGCUGUUAUUCUCCGUCUUUGCCACUGAGAGACACGUUUCCAGUUGAUCUGAGAAUUGCUACCAAAGUUAAUGACUAAACUUUACAUUUUAUUGUGUUGAAUGUGAAAACUUUUAAAUUGAGAUGAGAGGGUAUUUUAGUUAUGACUAUCAGGGAAGGUAUUUUUAAUAAUAUAAAAGCUUUUGCUUCUAUGGUUUCAUUUUAUUUAUCCUUGUUUUAUGUUAGUAUGUAAAACUGUACUGUGCUGUAUGCUGAUAAGAAAUGAGAAAACUGUAACACACAAUUUUGAUUACCUAUAACUACUUAAUAAAAUCUUUU
Molecule: messenger RNA, 6708 nt
Organism: Anoplopoma fimbria (sablefish)
Lineage: Eukaryota; Metazoa; Chordata; Actinopteri; Perciformes; Anoplopomatidae
Gene: efhd2
Product: EF-hand domain family, member D2
Exons: 4
Coding region: 67-768 (233 amino acids)
Molecular function (GO): calcium ion binding
Source: RefSeq, a predicted model, not a curated record